AUGGUUCAAUUCGGCUCUCGAACUGACGCGAGCAUGACUGGCUUGCCAACUGAGCAAGCUGUCGCGGACCGUCGUGUAGGCAAUCCCAAGCGUGACCGCAUCAGAAACGCCAUCGUCAUCAUCCUAGGAGAAUUCUGCGGAACGUUCAUGUUCUUACUGCUCUCUUUCAUCGGUGCCCAGACUGCCCUCGUCACCAACAGUCCCUCGGAUCCCGGCUCUGCUCUGCUGCCUUUUAGUUUGAUGUACAUUGCUGCCUCUUUUGGUACUGCUCUCGCCGUCAAUGUCUGGAUCUUUUAUCGUGUCAGUGGUGGCAUGUUUAACCCGGCUGUGACUCUUGGUUUAGUUCUCGUCGGCGCUGUGACACCUAUCCAUGCACUCCUCAUCAUCCCUACACAGCUUGUCGCUGCCAUCACCGCUGCAGGCAUUACAGAUGCACUCCUCCCCGGCAAGCUUCUCGUCACCAAUGCUCUCGGCAACGGGACAAGCGUUGCUCAGGGUGUCUUCAUCGAGAUGUUCCUCACUGCCCAGCUCGUCCUGACAGUCUACUUCCUCGCCGUCGAGAAGCACCGUAGCACCCAUCUUGCUCCCAUCGGCAUUGGUAUCUCCGUCUUCAUCGCCCACAUCUGUGCGACCAACUGGACGGGCACAUCCAUCAACCCUGCUCGAUCCUUCGGUCCUUCUGUCGUCGCGGGCUUCCACGGUUACGACUGGAUCUACUACAUCGGGCCCUUUAUGGGUUCUCUCCUGGCUUUCGGCUGCUACAAGAUCUUUAAGGUGCUCGAGUAUCAGACUGCCAACCCGGGACAGGAUGACGAUGAUCUUGACAAGUCCGGCCACCAUCACUUCUUCGGCCACGGAAAGGAACCCAUGCCCCACACUCAUACUGACACCAUCGAGCCCAAGGAUCAUGGAGUCCCCCAGAGAAAUGACAGCGUCAUUGAUGAUCAAAUGGUCUAG
This is a messenger RNA of Fusarium pseudograminearum CS3096, 957 nucleotides long. RefSeq lists its product as uncharacterized. Gene Ontology annotation, biological process: transmembrane transport. Bases 1 to 957 code for a protein of 318 amino acids. NCBI's taxonomy places the organism in Eukaryota, Fungi, Ascomycota, Sordariomycetes, Hypocreales, Nectriaceae. Gene Ontology annotation, molecular function: water channel activity. The transcript is spliced from 2 exons. Gene Ontology annotation, cellular component: plasma membrane. The record is from RefSeq and is a predicted model, not a curated record.